This is a messenger RNA of Tribolium castaneum (red flour beetle), 2493 nucleotides long. RefSeq lists its product as uncharacterized. Lineage: Eukaryota; Metazoa; Arthropoda; Insecta; Coleoptera; Tenebrionidae. The coding region runs from base 377 to 2446 and encodes 689 amino acids. The record is from RefSeq and is a predicted model, not a curated record. The transcript has 5 exons.
UCAAUUGUUUUCCAAAUCGGUACCAAACAAGCUAUUAAAACAAUCGAACGUGCGCAAAUGUCGACUUGAUUUUUUCCAAAAACCGAAGAAAUCAUUUUACGAAAUACAAAUUGCACGUUUGUAGCAUUUUCCCCCCGCGUUGUUUUCAAUUUUUGCCCCACAUUUACCAUUCGCUCGACGUCCUCGAAACCGAUCGUCGACUGUUUCAGAGCGGUUUUGAUCGCGGCUGGCGAUGUUUCACGACAAAAGAAAAAAAAAUGUGAACGGGAAGUGAGUGGAUUUUAGAGUGCCGUGGAAUUUUUCAAAACCGAUUUUUUUCGCGCCAAGGAUACCUACUUGAUGGAUUUGGAGUAAUAUUGCGUGAGGCGUCGCCGCCAUGUUGUACGAAACCAAGGCGCAGUUCGCCGCCGUCGUGGCGCUGCCCAUCGUCACCAUCCUCCUGGUCUGGACCUCGGCCAUCUUCCAGCGCAACCGCAAGUCUUGGGGCCCUUACGACAUCCCCAUAGUCACCCUCCUCAUCCUCUCCAUCCUGCGCAACCUCACCGUCCUCACCUACACCCUCUUCGUGGCCCUGAGCCAGGACGCCAUCAACCACGACUACUGCAGCGCCCUCGUGUGGAUUUUCAACUCAAUUCACACGUUCCAGGCCAGUUCUUUGACAACGCUCGCCGUCAUUGGCCUCUUCUCCGUCAAACUCCACCGCAAACAGCAACAUCUGAGGCAGUUCCUCACCGCCACGCACGUCAUCUACCACCUGUUCUGCCUCACGACGCUGUGCGCAUGCGUCGGCGUCGCCGCCAUUUUGGCGCAACCCGAGCCGCCAUUUUUUAGAGCUUGGGCAUCGAAUCCGUGCCUGUUUAUGCCGUUUGAGCUCGAUUUGAAAUACAACGUGUUUAUUAUUGUUUUGAAUGUGUUUUUGGCCAGUGUGUCAGUGAUCGCGUUCAUGGCCACCUGUUUCAAUCAUUUCAAAAUCAAAAAACACGGCUUUGACUAUUUGAAAAAGUCCAAUUCGGAUCUGAGUGACUUGAGCCUCGGCAAUGAACAAAAGAAUUACUACGAUACUUAUACUAUCCAAAGAGGUGAUCACCACUUAUAUGAUGGGCAGAAUCAAGUCGCUUGGAAUAGCGACGUGUCGAAUAUUUCGACAACUGUCAGUAGCACCAACAGCAGAAGGCCGUGCAUUACGCAACAGCCUGUCAAAAACGAUGAACACAGAACUGGAUUAGAAACUAUACAUCCGGUUCUAAUCGUCUGUUAUCUCUUCUAUCAUCUACCUCUCAUUAUACUGUGUAUUUAUCCCGGAUUAGUGGACCCGUGGGACGUCGCAGGUGUGGCAUUAUGGCUAGGCCUGGUCCAGGACGUCUUAAUACCCACGGGGUUAGGAAUCGUUGAUUCCCGAUUUUGUAAAUGGGUUUCAAACGUCUACAAGUGUUCCAACAAUCGUGGGGGCGACAAAUUACCACACGUUGGCCUUGACGGUAAGUUUCGACCGUUUAGUAGCCCACCUCAGUCACUGGAAGUGGCCCAGAAUCAGAGGGUCAUGCAAACAAUCGAGCAUCGAUUUCCCAUAACCAAUGGCUCUCUCUACACAAGUAUAGAUGGCCGACUUCCGGUCAUCCAUAAUUACAGACGUCAUAAGGACCAAAGAGGUGUCAAAACUGAGUUCAGUCACGUCCGGCCGGAGCAGGCCUACCAACGCCACAACUUGGAAUAUUCCUGUCGCAGUUGCGAGGCCGAUUUGUGCCCCAGCCACUCAAACUUGCAUCAUUUGAGCCCCCAAUACAUCAACAAACAACUGAACCUAAUCCAAAAUAAAAAUCCCCUAACCAAACGCACUAGUUUAUCGCAGGAGAGUCUCCGGUACAUCCCCGAGACGCACUUCUACCAGGAGCAGAUAAAAAAUUCGCGUAAUUUGGUCCGUUUGAAUAAAAUGCGGCUGUGUAAGAGCGAGGAUAGUCUGAAUGACGUCACUCGCGAACUGAAAUUCAAAGCCACCCCAGAUCGGGUGGAGUAUUCGAGCUCUGACGAGGAGUAUUUGCCCGAAAAUCGCAACUUUGAUACUUUGAGUUCGCAAAGUUCGUACUCGAUCACCACCGAGGCCAACUGCGACUUUGAGUUUUUCCAAAAUAAUAAGGAGAGGGUUGUUUUCGAGAAUAAGGUGGCAAGGCCUAAGAUACAAAGGUCGAGUUCGUAUAUGACUCUGGAGGAUAGGAACAAGAAACGGAAUAAGAAGUUGUUGCGUUCGAAUUCGAAAUUGUCCGAUUGUACUCAUAACAUUAGGAACAAAGUCAAGUCAGUCGAGUAUUUGCCGAAUUCGAACGCUAGCACUGUUUUUAUCGAAGACGUUUUCUACUUCAAUUACCCGAACCAGCGGAAAUGGGGCGAAAGGAACUACGUGGGAAGUGUACCUGAUUUGAAAAAAGUCUUUAUCUCGGAGUAUAUUUGAACUGUAUAUAUUGUACUGUACAUAUUUUAAUAAAAAAUUAAUCGACA